CUCAUUUGGAGAAAUUUUUUAGAUCCGUGAUUCUGGCUUGGUUUACGCAUUAGUUUGUUCAAUUUUUGAUGGCCUUUCUUCUCAAACAUUCAUUUCUUCAUCCUCUUCUUGUUACAUUAAUAUAUUUGUGACAUUCGUAAAAGAUAUUGAGUAGGCUAUGACACUUAAAUUUUACUCAAAAUAAUGAUACCUUAAAAACAUGUCAAUAUGUGUCCUGCUUUUUCUACACUCUUUUUACAUUCCUUUUGCAACUACAAUUCGUUAGAUUUUGAAAUUCUUUUCAUUCUAAUUAACCCAUACUCGAGCAUUUUGUAAGAAAUUGUUGGUUAUGGGUCUUCUGGAUUAUUUGUUUGGGAAUGGAGGUAGAAGGUUUAUCAAGAGAAAAGAUAGCGAUGCUGGUGAAGCAGGUUUUCAAAAAAUUGAUUCUUAUUCUGCACACAUUCUCAACUGGGAUUUGAUAAAUCUGUUUGUUCUGAGGGUAGGGCACUGGAAGAGCUCAGAGGUUCUCUCUACAAUGAGCUUCGAACAUCAGAAGGAGCCAAGCGUCAACAACAGCGAUUCUGUGGUCCAGUUAUGGCAAUGACCUUCAAUUUCAUGGUUGCUGUUGGAAUAAUAUUGGGAAACAAACUCGUCAUGGGAAGAGUUGGAUUUAAAUUUCCCAUUUUCCUAACGCUCAUUCAUUACUGCUGUUCUUGGAUAUUACUCGCCAUCUUCAAGGCUUUGUCAUUGCUUCCAGCUGCUCCUCCUGCUAGAACAACACCAUUUUCUUCACUCUUUUCGUUGGGUGUUGUGAUGGCUUUUGCCUCUGGCCUUGCCAAUGCUAGUCUGAGUCAUAACAGUGUGGGUUUCUAUCAGAUGGCUAAAAUUGCGGUUACUCCAACCAUUGUCAUUGCAGAGUUCUUUCUUUUCAAGAAGAAAGUAUCCUUUCACAAAGUUCUGGCUCUGGCUGUCGUGUCAGUAGGCGUUGCAGUUGCAACUGUCACGGACUUGGAAUUUAAUUUCUUUGGGGCUUGUAUUGCACUAGCAUGGAUUGUUCCAAGCGGUGUAAACAAAAUUCUUUGGUCAAAUCUCCAACAACAAACAAAUUGGACUGCUCUUGCGUUGAUGUGGAGGACGACUCCAGUGACAAUUUUCUUCUUGGUACCACUGUCGCCUUUGCUAGACCCUCCAGGAGUGCUAUCUUUCAAGUGGGACAUCAACAAUACGAGUGCUAUUCUCAUCUCAGCCUUACUUGGUUUCCUCUUGCAAUGGUCUGGAGCUUUAGCACUUGGAGCUACAUCAGCAACGUCACACGUUGUUUUAGGACAAUUCAAGACUUGUGUGAUCCUACUAGGAGGAUAUUUCCUGUUUAGCUCAGAUCCAGGGUGGACGAGUAUAUGUGGUGCCGUUACAGCUCUUGGUGGAAUGACAGUAUACACAUCCCUCAGCUUAAAGGAAUCGAGAGAAAAGGCGAGUGAUCAACUCCCAAAGCAUAGUUUACCUCCUCAAAAACUCAAGAGUACUGAAGAUGAUGACAACUCCAGAUACACACCUCCAGACCAAACUCCUGCUGUCGUCUAAGUUUACUCCUUUUUUGUUGGUACAUAAGUUAGAUCUAUUUUUUACUGUGAAAACAGGGUUGUGGGAGAGCAAUACAAGUGUCGUGCUGCUAAGCAAAGCAGCUUGUUGAUCCACUUUAAUUGAUUAUCAUAAUGUGUAAAUUUCUGCAUUGCAACACACCAGCAUUAUGUCUAUUGUAACAGAUGCUCAAGGAUUAGAAAGUUUGGUUGUUUAGCAUAAUGAGAAUUGCAAAAGUUAUCCAACUUAAA
Molecule: messenger RNA, 1808 nt
Organism: Solanum lycopersicum (tomato)
Lineage: Eukaryota; Viridiplantae; Streptophyta; Magnoliopsida; Solanales; Solanaceae
Cellular component (GO): Golgi apparatus
Molecular function (GO): antiporter activity; nucleotide-sugar transmembrane transporter activity
Source: RefSeq, a predicted model, not a curated record